AUGGAUUCUUCCUUCUUUCAUCACCACCAAAUUUCAGGAUUCUCACUUGAGCCAUCACCAUUCGAUUCACUGGAGUGUUUUUCUCCAUGGGAUGAGCCUCUUUUCAGUGAUAAUUCACUUCCAUUCAAUAUAAAUGGCUCCAAAGAGAUGUUACCGGAGGGAGCUACAGACUCAUCUCAGCCGGUAUCAUCUGCAGGAGCCAAGGAGGAUGAGGAGAGUUCCAAUGCCAAAGAGGCAGCAAUAUCCAAGGAUGAAAAGUCGUAUAGAGGUGUUAGGAGGCGGCCAUGGGGGAAGUUUGCUGCCGAGAUAAGGGACUCAAAUAGGCAUGGCAGGAGAGUGUGGCUUGGAACAUUUGAUACCUCAGAGGAUGCUGCUUUGGCAUAUGACCGAGCUGCAUAUUUGAUGAGGGGGUCAAUGGCCAUCCUCAAUUUUCCUGUAGAGCGCGUUAAGGAGUCACUCAGAGACAUGAAGCAUGACCAUGAGGAUGGUGGGUCGCCGGUGCCGGUACCGGCACCAGAGUGUGGACGCUCAAAGGGGAGAAAAUCAGCUAAUGGAAAAAAUGAAGACAAGGAUGUAAGCCCACGGGAUGUUCUGGUGUUGGAGGACUUAGGAGCUGAUUAUUUGGAGCAGCUCUUGUGUUCAUCAGGAAGCUACUGA
Messenger RNA from Vitis vinifera (wine grape), 657 nucleotides. Its product is annotated as ethylene-response factor C3. The transcript has a single exon. Lineage: Eukaryota; Viridiplantae; Streptophyta; Magnoliopsida; Vitales; Vitaceae. Gene Ontology annotation, biological process: regulation of DNA-templated transcription; ethylene-activated signaling pathway. Gene Ontology annotation, molecular function: DNA-binding transcription factor activity; DNA binding. The coding region runs from base 1 to 657 and encodes 218 amino acids. The record is from RefSeq and is a predicted model, not a curated record.